Penicillium riverlandense is the source of this 711-nucleotide messenger RNA. RefSeq lists its product as uncharacterized. The coding region runs from base 1 to 711 and encodes 236 amino acids. Lineage: Eukaryota; Fungi; Ascomycota; Eurotiomycetes; Eurotiales; Aspergillaceae. The transcript has a single exon. The record is from RefSeq and is a predicted model, not a curated record.
AUGGAUCUCCAAGGAAAUCCCAUUCCUCCCGGUAACCGCAGCACCAAGGUCACCACCGACCCUGCAGCAUCUCGCCAGCCCAUUGAAGAGCCCUCAGGCCCAGUGGCCAACGACUCCCUGGCCGCCGAGUCCGUCAGUCAUGGCGGCGCCUUCAGCGAAAACUGGGGUGCCGAGCCCAUGGGCGUUUCAGGCCAACAAUCUACCUUGACAAACACCGACACCUCAUCCGCCUCGACCCUCCCGUCCGCGCCUGUAGGCGCCAUGCGAGAGGACCGCGAACGCCAGACGAAGUACCCUGAGGGCUUGGGUGGCCAGGGCGACUUCCCAGGCCGCCAUGUGCCUGAGACAGGCUACACCGGCGGUCCCGAAAAGGCCAAGAAGCAAAUGGGCCUGCACGCCGGCGAGUACCCUGCUUCUGAGAAGAUGUCCGGGCGCCAUCAGGCUGCUGCCGCCGGCGGUAGUGGCCACCAGAGCAACCCGAACCAGAAGCCCAAGGGCAAGAACCUAACGGAAGGCGGAUUUGAAUCUACGGACCGUAACAACGCCAGCUUCAACUCUGAAAUCGGCUCGAAGCAGGAUCCUGGUCGUGCGGCGGAGCAAAAGUUCCAGCGCCACGUCGCUGAGAGUGGGAAUGAUGUUGGCGGUCCUCGUCAGAAGGGUGUCGACAACCAGAACUGGUACCAGCCCUUGGAGCCUGACCAGCGUGCUUAG